UUUAUUUCAAAUUUAAUACUUUACAGAUAGUCUAAUUUAUUUCCUUAUCAGCUUCCCUGUUUUGUACCCUGCUUGGCAAAGCCUUCCUACUUUCAAAAUUAUUUUGUGAAAUUACUUGAUAAUUUCUCCUGGUCUUCUUCCAGAUUCUCUGUUACAUUGAAGACUCUUGCAUAUCUGGAGAUUGUUUUAGGAUAGCAAUCAGCUCUGAUAUGUUUCCUAACCCUGGUUCGGUGAUCAUGAUUCAGAUUCUUGGGCGUUCCAGAGAUCUAGAUUUCCCUGUCACAUUCAAUAAGUGACUGGAUGUGGCUUAAUGACACAUUGCUGGUUGUGGCCCAGGACCCCUAAGUCCUCUUCUGCUCACUGAAUUUCUGGUCCAGACUCAAGGAGGAAAAUGGGCAGUUCACUCUCACUGGGGCAUGUGGGUUCCAUGUGACCUGGAUGCUCAUGUGACUCAGUCACAGGCUAUAGAUGCUACCUGGCUCACGUUCACUCUUCCCCUACAUCCCAUCUGUGCUCUGCCAGCUCUUCUCAAGAAAUUUGCAUCAUGCCACUGCAGAAGGCACUUGAGGACUGCUUCACUGAGCCAUGGCCUGUGCGGCUGCCUCCAUGCUCCUCCUGGCCAUGACUCUCCCCCAGGUGGGGUCAUCAAUUGCCCUUGCAUCCCAACCUGGACAGAGUCAGGCUGGACGGGAAUCUGGGAAGCGACUAGACCAAGAGAGUGGAGCAGGUGACGCAGUCCUGGUCUCGGUCCAUGUAGAGAUGGACUUUUCAAAUGAGGCCUGGCUACUGGCACUCUCCAGAACCCCGACUCUCCGCACCGCCUUGGCCUCUUCUCCCCCAAGAACUCUGACUAGCCUCAGCCUCACUACAGAGUGUAACGUCCACCACGGCAGGGGGACCUCUUGUGCCUGCCUCUCUGGGUACCGGUGGAACACUAGUGUCUGCUCCCGUCACCGUCCCUGCCCAUCCUCCCACAACCACCAGCCCUGCAGCUGUCUUGUCUUCAGCCAUCCUGAAGCCGGGUACUGCCAGCUGCUGCCACCUGGGCCCCCUGUCUCCUGCCACCCUGCAGUCCCCGGAACCCUGCUCCUGAACUCCUGGCUACAGAUGCCUGGCAACACGCUGAACCUGACCUUCCUCACCAGCCAUGAGACCACCGACCUGAACUGGCUCCUGUGGCGCACAGGGAACCCCAGCCCCGUCCUCCUGCAGCCAGGGUCCCGGGUGUCCCUGACCUCUCGUCCAGGCCAGGUGGUCCUCAGCAUCUUCAACAUCUCCCAUGAGUGGGCAGGCGAGUACCAGUGCUGCUUUGAGGCCCAGGGAUUCAGGUGGGAGCUGUACCACGUGGUGAGAGUGCCCCUGCAGGCGACAGACGUGGCUCGGCUUCCAGACCAGCUGUCCAUCUCCUGUGCCGCGUCCCCUGGCUUCCAGCUGAGCUGCUGUGUUCCCAGCACACACCCGACCUACAUGCUGUCCUGGAGCCCCGGAGAAGGCAGCAAAGCUUCCUUACUCAACACGUCAGGCCACCAGUGUCUUGUGCUGGACAUUCUGCACUGCCCGGAAGCUGACACCAUGUACACUUGUGACCUGCAGAGCCCAGGACUAACCCCUCUCAGGGUCCCUGUCUCUGUCACCAUCAUCCAGGAUGGAGACACCACCUGCCCCGAGGACUCCUCAGCUAUUGCCUGGAAUGUUACCAAGGCUGGCCAUGUGGCACAGGCCCCGUGUCCCGUGAACAGGACGGGCAUGGUGAAGAGGACCUGUGGGCCCAGAGGGACCUGGGGACCCACCCAAAGCAGCUGCACAGACACGGGGCUCCUGGCCUUGCUUCGUAGAACCCGGCUGCUGCAGGCAGGCCAGGGCUGGCCUGCUGAUGAGGUGCCACAGAUCCUGGCAGAGCUGCGGGAGCAGGUGGUGGCGGUGGACUCGCCCUCAGACUUAUUGGUGCUGCUGGGCACCAUGACACUUGUGGCCAAGGUGGUGGUGAAUGCCAGAGUACAGCUUAACUACAGAGCCAUGGAGGCUCUCCUGAGAACCACAGACAAGGUCCUAGACAUGGACAGCAGUUCUCUGUGGACCCCAGUCCAGGCCCAGAGGCCCUCGGUGGGCUCAGAUCUUCUGCUGGCUCUGGAGACCCUGGCACGCAGCCUGUGCCCACAGGAUCACCCCUUCUCCUUCAGCCUGUCCAACGUGCAGCUGCAGACUCAGCUCCUGGGACCCACAUUUCCUGCUGACUACAGAGUCUCCUUCUCCACUCAGCCCCCUCUGGAGGUAGAGAUUCCCGGGCGCUCACUGGCCCCACUGGGCCGUGUCGGAAACAACAUCAGUAUUACUAGCAUGAUGCUGCAAAAAUUAGACCGCCUUCUACCCUCAAACUAUGGACAAGGGCUAGGGGACUCCUUCUAUGCCACUCCUGGACUGCUCUUCGCCAUCUCCAUCAUGGCAGGUGGCCAGGCCUUCAAUCAGGGAGAAGUCAUCAUGGACUUUGGAGACACAGAUGGCACCCCCCACUGUGUCUUCUGGGACCAUGAUCUCUUCCGGGGCAAGGGGGGCUGGUCAGAUGAAGGCUGCCAGGUGCAGGCAGCCCGUACCAGCCCCACCACUCAGUGCAUCUGUCGGCACCUCACUGCCUUCUCCAUCCUCAUGUCCCAGUACACUGUUCCAGAAAACCCCACGCUGGAGCUGCUGACCCAGGUGGGCUUGGGAGCCUCCAUUUUGGCACUGCUUGUGUGCCUGGGUGUGUACAGACUGGUAUGGAGAGUUGUAGUCCGGAACAACGUUGCCUACCUACGUCACGUGGCCCUGCUCAACAUGGUGCUCUGCCUGCUGGCUGCAGACACCUGCUUCCUGGGAACCCCACUGCUGCCUCCAGGGCCCCAAAGCCCACUCUGCCUGGCUGCUGCCUUCCUCUGCCAUUUCCUCUACCUGGCCACUUUUUUCUGGAUGCUGGCUCAGGCCCUGAUGUUGGCCCACCAGCUGCUCUUUGUCUUCCAUCAGCUGUCCAAGCACAGGGUGCUCUCCCUGAUGGUGGUCCUUGGCUACCUGUGCCCCAUGGGGUUUGCAGGUGUUGCCUUGGGCCUUUACCUACCCCGAGGGCAAUACCUGGGGGAGGGGGUAUGCUGGCUGGAUGGCAGGGGAGGAGCACUCUACACCUUCGUGGGGCCAGUGCUGGCUAUUGUGGGUGUCAACGGGAUGGUACUAACUAUGGCUGUGCUGAAGUUGCUGAGACCAUCGCUGUCAGAAGGGCCCCAGGUGGAAAAGCGCCAUGCUCUUCUGGGGGUGAUCAAAGCCCUGCUCGUACUCACACCCAUCUUCGGCCUCACCUGGGGGCUGGGUCUGGCUACUUUGUUAGAAGAAGUCUCCAUGGUCCCUCACUACAUCUUCACGAUUCUCAACACCUCCCAGGGCGUCUUCAUCUUGUUCUUCGGCUGCCUCAUGGACAAGAAGGUACAGGAGGCUUUACUCAAACGCUUGUGCCACACCCAACCUCCCAACUCCACCAUCUCCCUGGCCACAAAUGACACCUGUAUCCCAGAACACAGCAAAGAAAGAAGUGAAAAUGCCAGGUGAGAAUUAAGCUUUCUUGGGAGCAGUGGGAGCAGCACGGGGUGAGGAAUGCAGCGAAGGUUUUCCUGGCAAAGAUCUUGGCUGAGGUUCAUCUUCAUAUACCUAUCCCAGCCCAAAGAGUGGGAAACAGACUAUCAGGACAGACAUUUCCAGGUGGGCUGGUGAAGGUGGAGGCCUCAGAGAGCAAAUGGUAUAGCAUCUUCUAUUGCUUUCCCAGGAACCUGGAGGAAUUUCUCCUCCACCAACCCUUGACUCAGUUCACUAAAAAUUCCUUUUCAUAUCAUCAAAUUUAAUUACCCUGUAAAGCCCUUGUUUUGAAGGAACUGCAGUUGCUGGGCUUGGUGUCUGGAGGGGAGGGCAGCUGAGGAGGCGGGGCAGGGUCUCCUUUCACCAGCCCAGACCUUCAGGGUGAGCACUUCCCCGGGAGGCAGAAGCUCCAGACAAACCACAUGCUGAGCCUGUUCCUCCAAGGGAGAGGAGGGAGUGUUUGAAUCCACCAGAGUGGCCCUGGCCCCAUGCUCCGAGCCCUUCCCGGCUCCCAAAGCUCAGGCUGCAGGAAAGACAGGCUGUGUUUCCAUUAGUCAUAAUCCCUUCUUUUGGAACUCCCGGGUCCCCACCCCUAAAUUACCCAAACAAGAACAGCAUAAAAACCUACCUAAAGCUGCCUAAGGA
Molecule: messenger RNA, 4239 nt
Organism: Manis pentadactyla (Chinese pangolin)
Lineage: Eukaryota; Metazoa; Chordata; Mammalia; Pholidota; Manidae
Gene: ADGRF3
Product: adhesion G protein-coupled receptor F3
Exons: 13
Coding region: 586-3570 (994 amino acids)
Biological process (GO): cell surface receptor signaling pathway; G protein-coupled receptor signaling pathway
Cellular component (GO): membrane
Molecular function (GO): G protein-coupled receptor activity
Source: RefSeq, a predicted model, not a curated record